AUGCUUGACGGUGACAACGAUGACAACGAUGAUAUCGCCGAACAAUGCAACGCAUCUGGAAACCAGUUCAUAUCAACACCUCCUGGUUACAGUAUAUCACAAGACCUUGCCCAGAAACGUGAGGAAAGGCUCAUCGAGCUUUGGGUGCCUGGAAGAUAA
Messenger RNA from Fusarium odoratissimum NRRL 54006, 159 nucleotides. RefSeq lists its product as uncharacterized. The record is from RefSeq and is a predicted model, not a curated record. The transcript has a single exon. Lineage: Eukaryota; Fungi; Ascomycota; Sordariomycetes; Hypocreales; Nectriaceae. The coding region runs from base 1 to 159 and encodes 52 amino acids.